GUAGAUACUGAUACGCUUCAAGUUCUAAGUACUACAUAGUUAGGUGCUAGGCUAUACAGAGCCUGCCCCGUCUGUCACGGCCCGCCCCUGACCCAGCAGAACGGCAGCUUAUGAAUGCCGUGAAAUUGCCUCCAUCAGGAUCCUGGCCAGUCCCGAGUCGUCAGCCUGGGCUUUUCAUCCAGUCUUAAUCCUGCCCUGCGCCGGAAUCCUCGGUCUGGUCUUUCUCUGUGUGUCUGUCAAGAUGCUGUAUGCUCUAUGAGCCUAAUGUGAUGUGAUACGAUCUUUCUCUGUCUCUCUGUCUCUCAUUCUCUCCGUCUCUCAUUCUAUCUCUCUUUAUCUCGCUUUAUCUCUCUUUAUCUCUCUAUCUUAUUCUGUAACACUAUGGUUGCCUUGAAGAACUUCUUCAAGGCAGAUAAAGACGCCUUUGCGGCUCCUGGCGAUGGCCCUGGCGAUGGCAUCAAAGAUGGAGAACCCUGGCAGACGGAUCUUCCGCACGAGCGUACUCUCGACGUCGAGCAGCACUUCGAGAAUAUUGAGCGCCAGUUCCAAGAGCUCCACGAUCAUUUUCGUUCCCGCCCGGUCUCGACCUACUCCCAGACCACCAUCCUGACGCCCACCUCCUUCUCGCCUCCCCCCAGUCGCCAUGUCGAUCUGCUCGACGCCCUCUUCUCCUCCCACCGCUACCGCAUCCGCAACAAGACCAUCUCUCCAACCACUCCCUUUAACGAGGACAUCGCGGAGCGGAACAUGGUCCGCUUCCUGCGCGGCCAGCAGUACAAGAGCAAGGCCUACUCGCGUCUCCUCUCCUCGCUGUACCAGGAGGACGUGGCAGACCGCAACAUUGCCCGUAACAGCGCCAACAGCGUUGGUCCGGCCUCCUGGUCCCCCGCCAGCUCCCGUCCCUCGUCUACCGCCACGGGGGUCACCUCGCUCUCACCCUCCGGCGGCGAUGACCAGAGCAGCCAGCGACGAGUGUCUCGGAGACGGACCGCCCGCCUGGCAAAGUCUCUCAAUGUCUCAAAGGAGAAUCUCCGGGCGAGAUCUCAGUCCCCCCGUGGUGGAAGCGACAGUGGAGGAGAAUCGGCGUCUCCCAAAGGUUCCUUGCAAGUGGGCAGCAGACCUCCCCUACGCCAGCAAAGAUCGGCUCCCAGUCUGUUGGUGGACGAUUCGUCCAUGAGAGACCAACCCACUCCAUCACCGUCCGCCUCGUCAAACCAUCUGGGUGUACCUCCCGCAUACAAGCAGGGCGACAUGUUGAGCAACGUCCCGUUGCCCGACAGUCCGACGCUCCCCAUCCUGAUGUCGCGGCAGCCGGUGCCCACCAGCCGCAGGAAGCAUCUGAGCGACGACGACAAGCUGCUGUACCGAAACUCGUCCUCCUCGGACUCGCGCAAGGCGGCCGUCAAGAAGAACCCGCGCGACCUCUCCAUCAACACCGAGCUAGCUGCCUUCCCCAAACCAGGCCACUCCAUCUCCCACCGGGCCAGCACCCUGCUCCCAAAGCCGAAACGCAACCCCAGCAUUGCAGAGGUGGUCAACAGCCCGCUGCCCCUCGCGGCAAGCCCGACGGCAACGACCCUACCGCAACCGCCGCUGUCGCCAACCAACUACAACGCCGCCGAGAUCAUGGACAUGUUCAAACAAGCCUACCUGUCCAUCCAGGCGACAACCCCGAACCCAAGCUUCGAGACCCUGCAGGACGCCAUCAUCCGCGAGAUCAACUCGCACGAGGCCUUCCGCCAGGUGCCUAUUCCGGCUCCAGGUCCCCUCUUCACCCCAUCGCUGGCUCAGCGUCCAUCAUCAUCAUCUGCCACGGGGACAGGACUAGGCCGCAGUGUGUCCGCCAGGGAAGGUCAAUUCUCUCGACUCCUGCGCCGAACAAGAAACCCAGACUCCGUAUUUCGCAGAAGUCUCUCCGGCGCCGUCCCUGAGUGGACUGGUCACCGCCGUCGCCGCCAUUCAGAGGCCCUCCCCCCUUCUCCUGGUUUUCUGGAGAGUAUGACUCAAGGUCCUACAGGGGAUGGAGUCACUUAUAUGGAUUUAAUCGGAAGAUCCAGCAACAAGACGACCACUUCUCUCCCUCCCAAACCGGGCACCUCGCACUCUGCCCGCCGGGCUGACACCACCACCACCACUACCACUACCACUACCAAACCACGCUCCGUCUACCGUAUGCGCGCACAUACCUCGUCGUCUAUUGUCGCGCCGUUCAAACUGAAACAGACUCCCGCGGGGCCUAUGAUCGCUCCCCCUAUCGUCCAGGUGGAAAGCGUCGAUGUUUAAUAUACUAUACUCCCUUCACUAAGUUUUUCUUUUUUUU
Molecule: messenger RNA, 2320 nt
Organism: Penicilliopsis zonata CBS 506.65
Lineage: Eukaryota; Fungi; Ascomycota; Eurotiomycetes; Eurotiales; Aspergillaceae
Exons: 2
Coding region: 382-2283 (633 amino acids)
Source: RefSeq, a predicted model, not a curated record